Messenger RNA from Cherax quadricarinatus, 3758 nucleotides. Lineage: Eukaryota; Metazoa; Arthropoda; Malacostraca; Decapoda; Parastacidae. The record is from RefSeq and is a predicted model, not a curated record.
UCAUGCCAACACACUAACCAGAGGCCGAGUGAACCCUUCAUGCCCAACACACUAACCAGAGGCCGAGUGAACCCUUCAUCCCAACACAUCGCUGACAGUCAACAUAAGAGUCCAAGAUGCAGGCAGACGACGCAAGAUACCUGAAAAAGAAGGUGAAGGUCGGCUCCCUGGAUGUGCAUCCCACUGAGAAGGCGUUGGUGGUCAACUAUGAACUGGAGGCCACUAUCCUGGGUCAACUGGGUGAUGCCAUGCUGGGAGACAAGAAGGAAUGUCAAAAAAUCAUUCGGUUGAAGAGUCUGGACAACAACACAGACAUUGCAGUACUUGCAAGAGAAGUGGUGGACAAGUGCAAGCUGAUUCAUCCAUCUAAACUGAACGAAGUUCAACAUCUCAUCACCUACUUGCUCUCACGCAAAGACACUGCUAAAGAUGGUCAGGUAUCCUUAGAUCAUCCAUCUGCUGGUCUCCCAAAUGGCAUGACUGAACAAGCUAAUUUAAAUGAACUGGAUUCUUACAUGGAAAUGUUAUAUGAAGACAUGGCUGAGAAAGUGCGUGGAGCGUCUCUUAUUCUUCAACUUGCCAGGAACCCGGAUUAUCUGGAAGAACUCUGUCAGAAUGAGACCGUUUUAGGAGCCCUGGCGAGAGUGUUGCGUGAAGACUGGAAGAAGAGUCUGGACCUGAGUUAUAACAUCGUCUACACCUUCUUCUGCUUCUCUGUCUUCUCAAACUUCCACACUGUCAUCUCUCACUUCAAGAUCGGGUCGCUGUGCAUGGACAUUAUUGAUGGGGAGUUGCAACGGACAGAUCAGUACCGUGAACAAUUGACCAAGAGGAAGAAAGGUGGAGAAUUGGCUAUUGAUCCAGCCAAGCUGCAGCAGGACUAUGAACGCAACCUUAAAAAGUACCAGACUGUUGUGGAGAAGCAAGAUCAGGUGCUACGAGUGUGCACAUACCUUCUCUUAAACAUUGCUGAAGAUGUGCGCGUUGAGGAGAAGAUGCGCAGGAAGAACAUAGUUGGUCUUCUCGUGCGCAUGCUGGAGCGCGACUCCACAGAUCUGCUCUUAUUGGUCGUCUCGUUCCUUAAAAAACUCUCCGUCUAUAUGGAAAAUAAAGAUGACAUGGCUGAUCUGAACAUCGUGGAGAAAGUGAGUCGCCUGGUGAGCACUAACAACAGCGACUUGGUGAAUGGACGGUGCGGUUGCUGCUGACUUGUCAUUCGAUGCGGAAUGAGAGGCAAGAUUAUUAAAGUGGGUCUCCUGCCCAAGUUGGUUGCUCUUAUCUGUGAGGAGCGUCACCAGCAGGCAGUGUUAGCAGUACUCUACCACCUCAGUGUUGAUGACAAGUGCAAGUCUAUGUUUACUUACACUGAUUGUAUCCCCAUGGUGAUGAAAUUAGUAUUGAACUCCGCAGGGCCUCAAGUUCCCUUAGAACUGAUGGCUCUGGCGGUCAACCUGGCGGCUAAUAAGCGCAACGCUCAGCUGGUGUGUGAGGGAGCUGGUUUGAAGUUGUUACUGAAGAGAGCACUCAAGUACCGGGAUCCACUGCUCACUAAGAUGAUUAGAAACAUUGCUCAGCAUGAAGGACCAACUAGAGCUCUCUUCACAGAAUUUGUUGGGGAGCUGUGUGAGGUAGUGAGCAGCGGGAAGAGUGAUGAGUUUGUAUUAGAGUGUGUGGGUGUGUUGGGCAACCUAUCCUUACCUGACCUGGACUACACUCAGCUGCUUUCUAAAUAUAACCUUAUUGACUGGAUCAAGGAAAGUCUGCAGCCAGAUGCCGUUGAGGAUGACCUAGCACUGGAGGUGGUGGUCUUGUUGGGCACUGUCGCUGGUGACCAAGCUGCAGCUGAACUUAUUGUGGAGUCGGGCAUACUCCAUUCUCUAGUUAACCUUCUCAACGCCAAACAAGAAGACGACGAAGUUGUGCUGCAGAUUGUUUAUGUCUUCUACCAGUUGACCCGACAUGAAGCAACACGACCCCAAGUCAUAUCUACCACUGAGGUGCCAGCUUACCUCAUUGACCUCAUGCAUGAUAAAAACACAGAGAUUCGCAGGGUGUGUGAUACUACACUGGAUAUUAUUGGGGAGAAUGAUGAAGACUGGGCAGUAAGAAUCCAGUGCCACAAGUUUCGCUGGUACAACAGUCAGUGGCUCGACAUGGUUGAGGAGGCCGAGAAUAUUGACACCAUGGGUGGUGAAGAAAUGGCCGGAGGUGAAGGUCUUGGCCACUCUUACCUUCACCACUCUGAUGUCCUUGACCACCAUGGACUAUAUUCAGAUGGAUUAUCUUCUCCUGAGAGUGAAGACUAUCCUGGCAUGAAUGGUCAUAGUGAAGACUCUCGUCCAUCCUCAAACUACACAAAUCGAUUUAGUGCUGACUUGGAGCAGUUUGCAGAUGAGCUGUUAAAGAAAGCUGGUGUAUAAAUUGUUAAGUUUACCUUCAUGUAAAUUAUACAAGAAAUACAGUGAGAAUCUAGUCAGGUGUGUAUGAACUGUAUUGUAUUAUACUCAGGUUUCAUAUACCCCAAUGAUUACAUUAAUGUUCUUCAUUUAAAAUUUAAAAUAAAAAGAUGUUUUUAAAGGGUUCCUAAUAAGGUCACUUCCAGAGAGUAGUAAUGUAUUAACAAGAAGUAAAAAAAAUAAACUCUCUUAAAAACAUUCAGGUAUGCAAUAAGAUCAUAGUAAAUAGGUGAUAUCGCAUUAUGCAAAAUAACUGCUGUGAAAAACAAGUGAAUUUCCAAGCACAUUCACAAUUUUUUACAUUAUCAAGGACCUGUAACAGUUCCUUGAUAAUGUGAUAAAUCAUGAAAGUACUUGGAAAUUCACAUUUUUUUCACAGUGGUUAUGUUGCACAUUGAAGUAUGUUUGAGUAUGAUUUAUAUUGUCCAGUGGAUUCAGAUCACAAUUUGAAUAACAGCACAUGAUAUUAAAAUCCCCACUGGUAGACAAAGAGAAUUUUGAAACUUCAUCCACAAAAGGACACCAGUAGAUACCAAAGUUGCUUCUUAAUACUAUAUAUAUUUGCCUAAUAUAUGAGUUUUAUUUAUUUAAUGUCAAUUUAUAUAGAUUACUGAGAUGCUCAAGUACAUGAUUUAUUUAUUAUUCUGUCACUUAAGCAGAUAAUGUUGCUAAGUAAUUUUACAUAUAUUACACACCAGAAUUAUCUUUAAUCUGAAAUAUUUCUUUCUUGCCACUUAUGUGUAGUGUUUACAAAGGUAAGACUUGAGUGCUGGGUAGCUGUGCUCACAUGUGCUAACAUCUCAUAUUUCUAGUGCUGGGCAUCUUUGAUUUUGUUUGGCAGAAAUGUCAGUCCUGAGAGAAAGUGUUUGGCCGGGGCAUAAAUCAUAGCCUAGCUAAAUCAAGCAGCACUAAUGGUGAGCAGAGUUCGUGAAAUGGAAUCCCAGUAUUUCGAUUUUUCAGCUUGUAACCAAUCAGAUCAUUCCUGUUUUCUCGCGAAUCUCAUUGUCAUUUUCAGCAUUAAGAUUUUGGAAAACCAUAUGUUUUACCAAUAAUUUUAUCAGCCUUUUUAUAAUCAAAUAUUCCAGAGUAAUGUUAACUUAAUACAUUAAAUUGAUUUACAUGGUUAUCAUGUUAAGAUGACCUUGUAUGUACUGUACUGCCAUAGAGUGGACACAAUUUGCUAUAUAAACAUAUUGUAGUGCAAAGUCUUCUCUGUUAUGUACUGUACGUUUUAUUUUGAUAUAAAAUGUGUGUACAGUAAUGAAGUUUUACACAUGUAAGAUAAUAAAAGCAUUCCAAGAA